AUGUAUUCGGAUGAACUUUUACAACAGCUCAAUACGUUGCUUCAUCAAGACUCGGAUUUGGCUACAUUGGAUCAUCCUAAAAAAGGUUCCUAUUUUCAUAUCCUAAUUCGAAAUUCACAACAGGGUCAAGAAAAGAUUGCUUUUCGAAUGAUUUAUGCAUUGAGUAAUGCUGGUGCUGAUCCUAAUGUAACAAAUGACAAGGGUAAUACACCAUUACAUGAAGCUAUCAUUCGGCAUUGUCCUGAUACUACAUUAGAUAUAAUUCAGGCUUUAUUUCGUGUUGGCGUGGAUCCGUGCAUCGUUAAUCAUCAAGGCAAAACAGCUGAUGCUUAUAUUGAAGGUAAUAAUCCUCAAUUAACAGCUCUAUAUAGAGGCUACAAUGAAGGUAUCUGGACUGCCGUAGAAACUGGGAAUUCACAAGAAAUCGAGCGAUUAAUUAAAGGCUUUAUUAAAGUAGAUUGUAAGCAUAAUUCUAAUAAAUCAUUAUUAGACAAAGCUAGUGAUCUUAAUUGUCCGUCAAUUACUGAUUUACUUGCUGAUUAUCAAGUAACAAAUGAAUUUCUUCACUCAAUAUUAGCAUGUGAUUGGGAUCGAGCUUCAAUUAUAUAUCAACAUGAAAGUAAAUUCUUAAAGUUCAAUGCAUUUGAUUCCAUUCAUAGAUUAACAUGCAUUCGAACAUAUUCAAAAUCAUUAUUAGAAUAUUGUCUUGAUACACAAUCUUCUAAAUCUCUCGAUAUUUUAUUUAAUUCUUCAACAAUAAAUAUUAAUGUAAAUAUUUUAUGUACAGACGGUUUACCUUUAUUUUUUCAUUGUUUUAAUGAAAUUAUAUCUAAUGAUGUACGAAAAAUUAUUUUAUCAAAGUCUGAUAUGUAUACCAAAUCUUCGAAAGGUGAAACAUUCCUUUUUCAUCUUAUAAAUUUAUAUUCUAAAAAUGAAAAUCAAGAAUAUUUAAAUGUUUUUAAAGCUAUUCUUUACCAUCAUCCAUUACUACUUGCCCAACGUAAUCACCAAGAGCAAACUAUUAUUGACUACAUUGAAUUUACAACAUCAACGUUAACGUAUAAUAGAUUGAGAACAUUUUAUAAUCCUAUUUUGAAUAUAUUAAUGUUACAAUUAAAGAAGCGUUUCAUAAUUGAACAAUUUAUUUUAAAUCAAUUUGGUUAUUAUCUAUUAAUAUUUUUUCGAAAAAAAACAUUACCAAUGAAAACACAAGUGUAUGAUUUAUUAUACUCAUUGCAAUCUGAUACAGGUUUACCUGCUGUCAUAUCAGAUUUGAAACAAGCUGUGGCGGAUGAUAAUUUUGUCAAAUUAAAACAGAUCUCGAAAAUUAAACCAAAUGCAUUCUAUGCGAAGGAUUCAUUUGGAAGACGAUGUACACAUCUAGCCGUACUUUAUCAAAGAUAUCAUAUUUUAAAAUUCAUCUGUGAUAACUACAAUGAUGUAAUCAACACCGGAGAUAAUCUUAAUCGCACAUGUUAUCAUUAUGCAUGUAUAAUGAACGAUAAAAAAUCUAUUGAAAUUCUUGAACAACACAAUGCCCAACAAAUUAUUGAUUGUAUGAAUUUAAAUCCCAUGGAUUAUUUAAUGCGUCGUGACUUAUGUUCUGAAGAAUUUCAUGCUCAUGAUUUUCUAAAAAGUGAAUUGGAAAAAGAAUCGUCAGCAAUCAGUAAUCAUUUAAAGUUAGCUUUUUAUUCAGAUUUAAAAAAAGCUAUUGAGAGUAAUUCUGUUGAAGAUAUUAAAUCAAUUAACAAUAAAAUAAUAAAAAUGGGUUUUCAUAUUAAAUAUUUGAAUCCAAAUUCAUCUUUAACUGAUUAUAUUCAAGGUCAACGCUAUAUUCCAUUAUUAUUUCUUGCAGUUGAACAUCGUUCAAUUGCAUCAAUAAAAUGUUUACUUGAACUAGGUAUACCGUUAACUGGUCAAAUAGAUACUGUCGGCGAAUAUUCUGGUUUGAAAUCAUUUCAAGCACAAUCAGAAGAACGUCAACGUACUGAUAUAAUGGAUAUCAUUAAUAAGUUAGAGGAUACUGAUGAAUUAAAAGAUCUUUUUAAACAACAUCUACUACCAAUCGAAACAAUACCAAAUGAAAAUUUCAUUAAAGCAGACCAAGAAAAAGGUGUAACGUUGGAAAAAACAUUACAAGGACGAAACAUCACACUGAAGCAUUUUUUUAGAAGAAUGGAACGAAAUGAGAAUGAAAAGUCAAAAACUUGUAUUUUAGUUUAA
This is a messenger RNA of Rotaria socialis, 2223 nucleotides long. The record is from the annotation of a GenBank genome assembly. NCBI's taxonomy places the organism in Eukaryota, Metazoa, Rotifera, Eurotatoria, Philodinida, Philodinidae.